AUGGCUGAAAGUCAUUCAUUGGAAGCAGACUAUGUCAUUGUAGGCGGGGGCACGGCUGGCCUUGUCCUCGCCUCUCGACUGUCCGAGGACCCAAGCAAAACGGUCGUGGUGCUAGAAGCCGGCAAAAAUAUGAUUGAUGAUCCGAGAGUUCGGAUUCCAGGACUGUGGACGACACUGAUGGGAUCAGAGGCAGAUUGGCAGCUGGAGUCCGUCCCUCAGCAGGCCGCAUUGGGAAACCGAGUGAUCAAGAUGACGCAGGCAAAAUUGCUGGGAGGCGGUUCAGGGAUCAACGGCCAGGCUUUUAUUGCCGCGACUCGCGAGGGCAUUGAUGCCUGGUCGAAGUUGGGUGCCACUGGUUGGACGUGGGAGAUCCUCCACGACUACUACAAGAAAUCAUACACGCUCCAACUGCCCGAUCCGGCUACGCGCGAGCAUAUCGGGGUCAGUUGGAUAGACGACCGCAAUCAUGGAUCGUCGGGUCCUCUCAAGAUCUCGUUCCCCGCGACCAUACAGAAUCCAUUGGCGCGGGCUUGGGUGGACACCUUUCAGAAGAUCGGCCGCGGCAUUUCCGCCGACCCUUUUUCUGGCAGCUCCAUUGGUGGUUACAGUAACAUGGCUGCAGUCGAUGGCGAGGCCAAAACUCGGAGCUAUGCGGCCACAGAGUAUGGUCUUCCGGCCAUGCAGCGACCGGGCGUGCAUAUCGUGACCGAAGCCUUGGUACACAGGAUUUUAUUCGAUCCCCCCGACCAGACUGGCGUGACGGCCACUGGAGUGGAGGCCGUUGUUCAAGGCCAAAUGCUCACGGUGAAAGCCACGAAAGAGGUGAUCGUCACGGCUGGCGCGCUCAACACGCCUAAGAUUUUGGAGCUUUCGGGAAUUGGAAACGAAACCAUCCUGGCGCAGCACAACAUCCCUGUCGUGGUCCACAACUCGAACGUUGGCGAGAAUCUCCAGGAUCAUUUGAUGACAGGCAUUAGCUUUGAGACCGUCGACGGUGUCCCCACGGCUGAUCCUUUGCUGCGGCAAGAGCCUGAAGCCAUGCAAGCCGCCGUAAAGAUGCAUGCCGAGCAUAACGCGGGUCCGAUGACGAUUGGAGGCGUCCAAUCGAGCGCCUAUAUGCCUGUUCAAGAUUAUCAUGGCAUCAAGAAACAGGGGUCCAUGCGCGAGCACAUGGAUCGCUUUCUAUCAAACCCGACUGGACGAGACCAGGCGAUCCGCGAUAUUCUCGCACAGCCGGACUCACCCACCUGCUCUAUGUUUAUGUUCCUCGCCCAGGCCAACCUACAUGAAAACGGAAAGAGCUUUGUUGGCCAUGAUCACCUUCCUGGGAAUUAUUUCAGCCUGGGUCUCAUUCAGAGUAUGCCGUUCUCCCGGGGUAGCGUGCACAUUUCUUCGGCCAACCCUGAGGACCAGCAGACGGUAGAUCCCUGCUUUUUCUCGCACCCGUUAGACCAGGAUAUCAUGGCACGCAAUCUGAUGGACGUGGAAAGAAUGCACCGGCACGAACCACUAGCCCAAUACGUCAAGCCGAAUGGGCGCCGGAACCAUCCCGAUGCAUUUCUCACAGAUCUCGAGUCUGCCAAGAAGUAUCUUCGAGACACGGCGACCACCACUUAUCACCCGUCUGGCACUGCGGCAAUGCUUCCUCUCGAGAGUGGGGGCGUGGUGGAUGACAGUCUUCGCGUGUACGGGACAACUAACGUGCGGGUCUGUGACGCCAGCAUCAUGCCGCUGAUCCCAGCGGCGAAUAUCAUGACCACGGUGUAUGCGGUAGCUGAAAGAACGGCCGAUAUCAUCAAGUCCGGUUUGUAA
Penicillium alfredii is the source of this 1812-nucleotide messenger RNA. RefSeq names its product GMC family oxidoreductase. Gene Ontology annotation, molecular function: oxidoreductase activity, acting on CH-OH group of donors; flavin adenine dinucleotide binding. The transcript is spliced from 2 exons. The coding region runs from base 1 to 1812 and encodes 603 amino acids. Lineage: Eukaryota; Fungi; Ascomycota; Eurotiomycetes; Eurotiales; Aspergillaceae. The record is from RefSeq and is a predicted model, not a curated record.